Messenger RNA from Mya arenaria, 1215 nucleotides. RefSeq lists its product as uncharacterized. The record is from RefSeq and is a predicted model, not a curated record. NCBI's taxonomy places the organism in Eukaryota, Metazoa, Mollusca, Bivalvia, Myida, Myidae. The transcript has a single exon. Bases 1 to 1215 code for a protein of 404 amino acids.
AUGAAGGACCAAACAACUAAACGCUGUAUGAAGGACCAUACAACUAAACGCUGUAUGAAGGACCAAACAACUAAACGCUGUAUAAAGGACCAUACAACUAAACGCUGUAUAAAGGACCAUACAACUAAACGCUGUAUAAAGGACCAUACAACUAAACGCUGUAUGAAGGACCAAACAACUAAACGCUGUAUGAAGGACCAUACAACUAAACGCUGUAUGAAGGACCAAACAACUAAACGCUGUAUGAAGGACCGUACAACUAAACGCUGUAUAAAGGAUCAUACAACUAAACGCUGUAUGAAGGACCAUACAACUAAACGCUGUAUGAAGGACCAAACAACUAAACGCUGUAUAAAGGACCAUACAACUAAACGCUGUAUGAAGGACCAAACAACUAAACGCUGUAUGAAGGACCAUACAACUAAACGCUGUAUGAAGGACCAAACAACUAAACGCUGUAUGAAGGACCGUACAACUAAACGCUGUAUAAAGGACCAUACAACUAAACGCUGUAUGAAGGACCAUACAACUAAACGCUGUAUGAAGGACCAAACAACUAAACGCUGUAUAAAGGACCAUACAACUAAACGCUGUAUGAAGGACCAUACAACUAAACGCUGUAUGAAGGACCAAACAACUAAACGCUGUAUGAAGGACCAUACAACUAAACGCUGUAUGAAGGACCAAACAACUAAACGCUGUAUGAAGGACCAUACAACUAAACGCUGUAUGAAGGACCAAACAACUAAACGCUGUAUGAAGGACCAUACAACUAAACGCUGUAUGAAGGACCAUACAACUAAACGCUGUAUGAAGGACCAAACAACUAAACGCUGUAUAAAGGACCAUACAACUAAACGCUGUAUAAAGGACCAUACAACUAAACGCUGUAUGAAGGACCAUACAACUAAACGCUGUAUGAAGGACCAAACAACUAAACGCUGUAUGAAGGACCGUACAACUAAACGCUGUAUAAAGGACCAUACAACUAAACGCUGUAUGAAGGACCAUACAACUAAACGCUGUAUGAAGGACCAAACAACUAAACGCUGUAUAAAGGACCAUACAACUAAACGCUGUAUGAAGGACCAUACAACUAAACGCUGUAUGAAGGACCAAACAACUUCACGAUGUAUGAAGGACCAUACAACUUCACUAUCUAUGAAGGACCGUACAACUUCACGAUGUAUGAAGGACCGUACAACUUCACGAUGA